Messenger RNA from Knipowitschia caucasica, 777 nucleotides. Lineage: Eukaryota; Metazoa; Chordata; Actinopteri; Gobiiformes; Gobiidae. The record is from the annotation of a GenBank genome assembly.
AUGUUUGAAGCCAUCAGUCCAAAGAAACAAGAGCAGUUUGGAGAAGGACCUACCGGAUCAGGGCUGGAUCCAAUGACCAUAGACCCGGAGCAUGGAGCGAGCCGCGCGGACCCGGUGAGGGGGCUGCACUAUGGACUUCAUGACAGCCAGGAUCUGGGAGCACAGGGCGCAUGGAUCUGGGAGCACAGGGCGCAUGGAUAUAUGCUGGAGCGCUGGGAUUGGAUUAGACCCACUACCUCCAUUCGACUGCUGGCUCUGCUGCUGAUGGUGUUAGAGUUGUUGGCUCUACCUUCUCCCCUGAGGCCCAUCUGUGACCUCAGAGUCCUCAACCGCAUCAUCAAAGAGGCCCGUGACGCUGAGGCCGCCAUGAGAGUGUGUCCUGAUGGAUGUGUUCUGUCUGCGUCUGUUACUGUCCCACAGACCAAUGUGGACCACGACCUCUGGGCCACAAAACAGCCCCUGGAGCAGGCCCUGGAGGUGCAGUCUGGGCUGUGGUUGCUGCAACAGGCCUUGGACAUUCUGCGCUCGUCUGUGACCAACACUCAGCUGCAAAGUCACAUCGACUCCUCUGUAGGAAACUUACUCAGUCUCAACGCCGUGCUGAGGAGUCUCAACCUACAGGAGUACAGUCCACCACUGAACGCCACGGUGCUGGAGGGGACCUGGACCGUCUCCACUUCCUCAGAACUGCUCCAAGUCCAGUCCAACUUUUUGCGCGGGAAAGUGAACCUGCUGCUGCGCGAUGCCCAGGCCUGCAAGACACAUGCUGUCAGCUGA